UGAUUUUGAAAAAAAAAUGUUUAAGAAAAAUUAAAAUUAACCUCUAUUUAUUAGGAAAAUUUGAAUUAAAAGAAAAUGAUCUUUUUAAAUAUUAAAUGAUCCCAUAGUGCUUCGUAGUGAAUGAUAAAAUACUAUUCCUGGUCGCGGUUGCCAUUCACCGUUGAACGCUAACAAGGACCUGUUGCUAAAUAUUUGUAUUAUCCAAGAUACUGAUAAUUGUAUAUUUACAUAUAUAAACAGACUUAAAACCACAAUGGAGUUUGUAAAAGUAGCUAGCAAUCUUUGAUUUCAAAGUGCUCAUAGUUAUUACCCAAAAAUAUUCUGUUGUUUAUUUUAUUUUUUUUGUUUUGGUUCCCCUGGAUUUGCUGGGUUUCUGUUUGGACUAUAGCAACCACCAUGGCAACCGCAAGAAAUGGGCGUGACCAGGAGGACUCCGGAAUUUUCAGCAUCGGAAAACCGCAAUUCAAGUUGCCACAGUCGCUGCGCCUGGAGCACGACUUCUAUAGCUCCCGGCUCUUCCAGAAGAUGCAGAACGACCUGGAGAAGGUGAAUCGCAGUCUGGAGCUGUCCAAGGAGAACCCAAUGACCAGGGAUUUCAUUGAGAAAGCGACCAUGACGCAGGAAAUGAUGCAGAUGAAGCACGCGGAAUUUGUGGAGAAGAAACGCCGUCAGCAAUUGCGACGGGAUUGCGAGGAACUAAGGGUUUUGGCGGAGCAACUGCGUCUAGCAGCCAUUUCCAAGGAGCUAGCCGAGAGUCUGGAGGACCGGAAACGCCAGCGACAGCUGUCCGUGAAAGUGGAGGCCCAGGAAGUGGCCGAGGAGCGAUGCCUGCUGGAAGCCAAGGAGCGCGAAAGGGAAGCCGCUUUGAAGGAGGAACAGCGACGCCUGCGUGAAUCCUUGGCAGAACAAAUGGAGGAGAACCGGCGACGUCGCCAGCAGGAGCACGCCCAGGUGAUGAACGAUCGCGAGCUCAGCCAGCUGAGACAGAAGCAAAUCCAAGAGGAGGAUCGCGCCCAGCAGCUGGAAAUUGAGCGGAAGAAGCUGCAGAAGCGCCAGGACAUGCUGCAGUCCAUCAAGGAGAACCAGGCUCUCAGGGAGUGGCAGCGGGCCCAGAACAACCAGGAGCUGGGUGACCUAGCCCAAAAGCAAUCGGAAAUCGAGCGAAGGAAGCUGCAGUUGGAGGAGGAACGCCAGGAUGUGCAGCGCAAGAAGCAGGAGAUUAGCAUCCGCCUGGGUCAGCAGGUUCUGGAGAUAGAGAAUAAAAAACGCCAUCGGGACAAUCUGCUGCUGGAUCUGCUGGAGGCGGAAUACACGGCCAAGAGUGACGAGCGAUUCCGCCAGCAGCUGCAGCAGGAGCAGUUGUCACGUCGGCGCACCAGACAAGAGUUGGAUCGCUACCGCCAGGAGGUGGAGCACCGCAAGAUGGCCCAGAUGCAGCUCAAGCGGAUGGAGUUGGCCACGCAGCAGCAGGAGGCGCCGGAUGUGAGCAGUCAGGAGGCGGAGAAGCAGCUGGAGGACUACCGCAGGCGCAGGGCCCAUGGGGCCACCUUGCUGGCCAUGAUCGAGGAUAACCAGCGGAAACGCGCGGAGGCCACCGCCGAAAAUAUCCAGUACUUCGAUGCUAAGACGAAGACCGAUGCCGAACAGGAGGAGCGUGUCAAGCAGGAGCGGUUGGCCAUGUUGGGACAGGUUCCCGCCUCCGUUCUUCGGUAUCUGCCCAAACAUGUCCUGACCUCCAAGGAUCGCGAGCAUUUCUGCCGGGAGGAUGUGCAGGCGUUGGGCGGCGGAGAUUCCUAGCCUUCUUCUAGAUUGUAGUUUCACAAUGGACAUGUAAUAUUUAAUAGGCAAUUCAUUUGAAUUGGUCCUUGGCAUCUCAACAUAUAUAAUUCAAAUUUAAACCGCCA
Molecule: messenger RNA, 1904 nt
Organism: Drosophila elegans
Lineage: Eukaryota; Metazoa; Arthropoda; Insecta; Diptera; Drosophilidae
Product: meiosis-specific nuclear structural protein 1
Exons: 2
Coding region: 397-1797 (466 amino acids)
Biological process (GO): cilium organization
Cellular component (GO): motile cilium
Source: RefSeq, a predicted model, not a curated record